Messenger RNA from Exserohilum turcica Et28A, 1009 nucleotides. RefSeq lists its product as uncharacterized. The record is from RefSeq and is a predicted model, not a curated record. Lineage: Eukaryota; Fungi; Ascomycota; Dothideomycetes; Pleosporales; Pleosporaceae. The transcript has a single exon. The coding region runs from base 80 to 667 and encodes 195 amino acids.
AAAAUCCCCAACCCCCGAGCAACCCGAGUCGACGCGCAUAUCGUUCCUGCAAAGCGUACCAAAUCUCCGCACACGCACAAUGGCAACGCCAUCCCCCCAAACAUGGACGCUCCGCCUAAAAUCCCACAAGACAACCGUCCUCCUGCACGUCGACCCCCUGCACACCUUUGACACGAUAAAAGCGAGUCUCUACUCCGCGCUCGAGCAAACGGACCUGCGCCACGCCGACACGGGCGCCGCGAUCCCGCUGCCCGCAUCGCCAUCUGACAUCCAGUUUGGGCGGCCGGUCAACAUCAACGACGCGAACGAGGGGUUUAAGCUCGGGGAGUGGGAAUACAGUGGUCUUGACUCUGCGGACGAAGAUGUCGUUACUUCAAGUAAAGGGAAGGGUAAAGCGAGGGCCAGUGCAAAGUCUACUACUGACACGCACAAUGUCAAGGCGUGUCCGAAAGGUGCGGGGCUGAGAGACGGUGCUGUGUUGGCGUUUCGCUGGGUUGGAGACGGGAAUUGGGAGGGAGAAGAUGAGGAUGAGGAUGGUAGUAAUAGUGAGGGGGGGAGAUUGGAUAGGCCGGGGAGUAUGUGGGGUGUUAAGCUUGCGAGCUUUGAGGAUGCGUAUGGCGUGGAGAAUCCGGCGGAUGUUGGUGGCGGGGGGGAAUUUGAGGGGUGAGAAUGGGGCCUCUUAAGGUAUGACGAUGGGAUAUUUGGUGCACAUGGGGGUAAGCUGGACGACGUUUAUCCAAGUACCAUGCUGUCUGUUCUGCUUCCCGUGCAUGAACCACCGGAUUCGACGCCAUACCACUGCUCGCAAUCCCGGCCAAGCAAAGAAUCUAGCGCAAGAGCGGGGAAAUCCGCCCCUUUUCCAACGCUCUCUCGCACUGAAAAAAAGAAAAGAAAAAAUAUAAAGUACAUUUCAGUCUGCGGGGGAAAAAACGAAAAAAGAAAUCGCAUCAAGGCACGUAAGACUGUGCUUAGAAUCCGAGGUUUACACGGAUACUUAGUCUUGUAUAGU